GACUGGUUGUACUCUGUCCGUUUACCAGCUUUUCCGCGGCGCCAACGUUGUGGUUGCGUCCGUUGCGUUUCGCACGCGUUCCGUUCUUUACGCAGCGUGCGCCUUUUCGCAGCGUGCGGUCACGUUUACCGUGAAGGGUCGAAGUCGAGUGGAAUUUGUGUGCUCUGCUAAUCAUGUCGGCGGCAGCCAACACCGGGGAGAAGGAGAAGAAGCGGAAAGAGAGCAUCGUCGACCUCUCCAAGUACCUGGACAAAGCCAUUCGCGUCAAGUUCCAAGGCGGUCGCGAAGCCACCGGCAUCCUCAAGGGGUACGACCCGCUGUUGAACUUGGUCAUCGACAAUGCCACGGAGUUUCUGCGAGACCCCGACGACCCGUACAAGCUCACCGACGACACGCGGACGCUUGGACUCGUUGUGUGUCGCGGUACGGCGGUGGUUGUGAUCUGUCCGGUGGACGGGAUGGAAUCCAUUCCCAACCCGUUUGUGCAACACGAAGGCUGAGGCGUGCAGUCCGAGUUCGUCAUGCUUAAGUUGUUUUCCCAUCGGAUGUGAGUGAUGUGAAUGCCUUAUUACGUUUGUUUCUGCGUGCGCGCGUGUGUGAAUAAAUGACCGCACACUUCCUUGGUCAAAAUCUCGGCCUUGCCACAAA
Messenger RNA from Dermacentor andersoni, 648 nucleotides. It is a transcript of the gene LSm7, whose product is annotated as U6 snRNA-associated Sm-like protein LSm7. NCBI's taxonomy places the organism in Eukaryota, Metazoa, Arthropoda, Arachnida, Ixodida, Ixodidae. Gene Ontology annotation, cellular component: U6 snRNP; U2-type prespliceosome; spliceosomal tri-snRNP complex. Gene Ontology annotation, molecular function: RNA binding. Gene Ontology annotation, biological process: mRNA splicing, via spliceosome; nuclear-transcribed mRNA catabolic process. The record is from RefSeq and is a predicted model, not a curated record.